Molecule: messenger RNA, 1311 nt
Organism: Hibiscus syriacus
Lineage: Eukaryota; Viridiplantae; Streptophyta; Magnoliopsida; Malvales; Malvaceae
Product: probable ADP-ribosylation factor GTPase-activating protein AGD13
Exons: 9
Coding region: 210-1190 (326 amino acids)
Molecular function (GO): GTPase activator activity; phospholipid binding
Source: RefSeq, a predicted model, not a curated record
UUUUGAUCAUACCCCUCCCCACUCCCAUUAUAAGCUUUUGUUUUUAACAAAAAAUCAUAACCUACAAAAGAAAAAUUUAUUACCUAAAAUCCCUAGAGUUUAUACUUCUCUCUCUUACCCAAAUCUGACUGUGUUCUCCUUGGAUUUUCAAUUUCAAUUAAGUGUUUUCAAGCUUCCUUGUUGGAUGAUUGUGGGUUGGUAGCAAAGAAAUGAGUGGAGUAAAAAGGGCUACCUCAGCUAAAGUAAGAUUGAGGAGCUUAUUGAAUCAAACUGAUAACCGCACUUGUGCUGAUUGUGGUGCUUCAGAUCCAAAGUGGGCAUCAGCAAAUAUUGGAGUCUUUUUAUGCUUGAAAUGUUGCGGUGUGCACAGAAGCCUUGGUACACACAUCUCCAAGGUUCUAUCUGUGGCAUUGGAUGAAUGGUCUGAUGAAGAAAUUGAGGCCAUGAUUGAAGUUGGAGGAAAUUCUGCUGCUAAUUCAAUCUACGAGGCUCAUAUAACUGAAGGUUAUACAAAGCCUGGUCCAAAUGCUAGUAAUGAUGAACGGAGGAGAUUCAUUAGGGCCAAGUAUGAACAACAAGAAUUUGUGAAAGCUAGCUUGCGGAUCACAUCAGGGAGGGAUUCUUCUUCUUCUUCUAAUCAAUUGAACCUUUCUGGAAAGAUUCUCGAUACUAUCCUGUCAAAUUCAUCACAGAAUUCGGGAGGGGUUGAACUUAUUGGGAUACUAAAGGUCACAGUCGAAAAAGGCACAAAUUUAGCCAUCCGGGAUAUGAUGACAAGUGAUCCUUAUGUUCUCCUAACUCUUGGGCAGCAGACUGUUCGGACGACUGUAAAAUCAAGCAACCUGAAUCCUGUUUGGAAUGAGGAACUCAUGCUAUCCGUUCCUACCAACUACAGGCCUGUGAAGUUGCAAGUAUAUGACCACGACACGUUCUCAGCUGAUGAUAUAAUGGGAGAAGCAGAGAUCGAUAUCCAGCCCUUGAUAACGUCUGCAAUGUCGUAUGGUGACCCGCAAAUGUUCGGGGAUAUGCAGAUCGGAAAAUGGCUGAAGUCAAAUGAUAAUGCCCUUAUUGAGGAUAGCAUCAUCAACAUUGUCGAUGGGAGGGUGAAACAAGAAGUAUCACUCCGGCUCCAAAAAGUUGAAUCUGGAGAAAUUGAUGUAGAACUAGAGUGGCUGCCUCUCGAUCAGUAAGCAUGUGUAGUGUAAUUGUAUUGGCUUCAAUUUGCUCUGUUGGUGUUAAUUUUGAAUAUAGGCAAUAAUUUUUUCUGAAGUGCACAUUUUAUUUGGAGUCGAGGACUGGAUCUCAUUAAAU